UAUCAAGUCCGGGCUCCCUUCCCCGGCCUAGUUGCUGUGUAUUCCUAUAUCCUUCCGCUAAGGUGGACUUAUUGACGUGCGCGUCACACCGGCCUCCUCCCGACCUCCGUCCUCUCACUGACGGUCUUGACAAGUGUCACGUUGGACGGUUUCCCGUCUCCUGUCACCCCUGGCGCUUUUCUCUCCCCGUAUAGGGCCCGGUAAAGGGUGGGGUCACCGAAGGGGGCGCGGAAGGACAUCGGUGAUGCGAUUUUUCAAGAUGGCUGCUGCGGGAGACUGAGGGGGAGAAACGACUCUGAAAGCAGAAAACAACAAUAACAAGGCAGAUCUCAGGAAACAGUCACAGUCUGCCCAUUUGGGGGGGGACAUCAUCUCCAUUCAGGAUUUGGAUCUGGCUCAUCCUCCAUUACAGACGCGUAAGGAUAAUGCAGUGAUACACGCACGCCGUCGCCCUUCCUUGGAUUUACGUUCCCAUAGCCCACCCCGAAACAUGGAGUCUGAAGAUUUUAUCCCCCCUCCGGAGUGUCCCGUGUUUGAGCCCACCUGGGAAGAGUUUGCAGACCCCUUGGGUUAUAUCGCCCGCAUCAGGCCUAUAGCCGAGAAGUCUGGUAUAUGCAAGAUCCGCCCGCCCGUAGACUGGCAGCCGCCAUUUGCUGUUGAAGUUGAUAACUUUCGUUUCACCCCACGUAUUCAGAGACUAAACGAAUUAGAGGCCCAAACUAGAGUCAAGCUAAAUUACUUGGACCAAAUUGCCAAGUUCUGGGAGAUCCAGGGAUCAUCGCUGAAAAUUCCCAAUGUUGAGCGAAGAAUCCUUGACUUGUACAGCCUCAACAAGAUUGUACAGGAGGAGGGCGGCUACGAACCAAUUUGCAGAGAAAGGAGAUGGGCUCGUGUGGCACAACGCAUGGGGUAUCCCUCAGGGAAAAACCUUGGCUCCCUGCUGAGGUCCCAUUACGAACGAAUUAUAUACCCCUUCCAUAUGUACCAAUCAGGAGCGAAUUUGGUGGAUUGCGGUGAACGACCACGUUACGACAGCGAAGAGAAGGAUAAGGAAUACAAACCACACAGUAUACCGUUGCGGCAGUCUGUCCAACCUUCCAAAAUCACCAGCUAUGGGCGACGAGCCAAACGUCUAACUCAGGAGGAUCCUGACAGCUCAGAUCCUGCCUCUCAAAGUUCCUCUCGGCCCCCAGAACCAUCACCAACCUGGCCGGAGCCCACUGAAGAAGAUAUUGAAAAGAAUCCGGAGUUGAAAAAACUCCAGAUUUAUGGCGCUGGGCCCAAAAUGAUGGGACUUGGAUUAAUGGCAAAAGAUAAACAUCUUAGGAAAAAAGACAGUGAUAUUCCAGAAUGUCCACCAACACUGGUGGUGAAGGAGGAGGUUGUAGAUACAAAAGGUGAAUAUGGUGUAUACCAUUCACACAUAAAGCGGGAACGGUCCCUCAGCCCUGAACCCUGCACGAAGAUGACUAUGAGGCUUCGAAGAAAUAAUAGUAGUGCCCGAAUGGUGGAUGCCUAUGUCUGUCGGAUUUGCUCCCGUGGAGACGAUGAUGAAAAGUUACUACUUUGUGAUGGUUGUGAUGACAACUAUCAUACAUUCUGUUUGCUCCCUCCUCUACCAGAACCUCCAAAAGGCAUUUGGCACUGUCCUAAAUGUGUCAUAGCAGAAUGUAAAAGACCCCCUGAAGCUUUUGGGUUUGAACAGGCAACUCGAGAAUAUACAUUACAGAGCUUUGGUGAAAUGGCAGACACAUUCAAGGCAGAUUACUUCAACAUGCCGGUUCACAUGGUACCUACAGAACUGGUAGAGAAGGAGUUCUGGCGCCUGGUGAGGAGUAUAGAAGAGGAUGUGACCGUACAGUACGGGGCAGAUAUUCACUCCAAAGAAUUUGGCAGUGGUUUCCCAAUGCUUGAUGGCAAAACAGAGUUGACUCCCGAUGAAAAGGCAUACGCUACAAGUGGCUGGAACUUGAAUGUUAUGCCGGUGCUCGAGCAGUCUGUCCUGUGUCACAUUAACGCCGACAUCUCUGGGAUGAAGGUGCCCUGGCUGUAUGUGGGCAUGGUUUUCUCUGCCUUCUGUUGGCAUAUUGAGGAUCACUGGAGCUAUUCCAUCAACUACCUUCACUGGGGCGAACCUAAGACCUGGUAUGGGGUGCCAUCUUCUUCUGCUGAAGAACUCGAAGAGGUUAUGAAGAAGUUGACUCCAGAACUGUUUGAAAGUCAGCCCGAUCUCCUUCAUCAACUGGUCACACUGAUGAACCCCAACACCCUGAUGGCACACGGAGUGCCGGUUGUGCGGACAAACCAGUGUGCUGGAGAGUUUGUAAUUACAUUUCCAAGAGCUUACCAUAGUGGCUUCAACCAGGGGUACAACUUUGCUGAGGCGGUCAAUUUCUGCACUGCUGACUGGCUCACAGCUGGCCGAAAAUGUAUAGAGCAUUAUCGGAGGCUCCGGCGAUACUGCGUCUUCUCACACGAAGAGCUUAUGUGUAAGAUGGCUGCGUGUCCUGAAAGACUAGACCUUACUUUGGCUGCUGCAGUGCACAAGGAGAUGCUUAUUCUGGUGCAGGAAGAACGGAGACUACGUAAGUCGCUGAUGGAGCGCGGGAUAACCGAGGCAGAGCGGGAAGCUUUUGAGUUGCUCCCAGACGACGAAAGGCAGUGUCAGAAGUGCAAGACUACCUGCUUCCUUUCUGCAUUGGCGUGCUAUGACUGCCCUCAAGGCCUUGUGUGCUUGUAUCACAUAGACGACUUGUGUCAGUGCCCACCAGCUCGUCAGUAUCUCAGGUACCGCUAUACUCUCGAUGAGCUGCCAGCCAUGUUAUACAAGUUGAAGAUUCGGGCGGAGUCUUUUGACACCUGGGCAAACAAAGUGCGUCGGGCCUUGGAGCUGCAGAAUGGGGCUAAGAUAGAUCUUGAGCAGCUCCAAGCUCUUGCAAAAGAAGCAUCAGACAAGAGGUUUGCCGAAAAUGAUAUGCUCCAGCAACUAAAGGGCACCAUUAAGGAGGCUGAAUCUUGCAUUAGUGAGGCCCAGAAAGUAUUUGGCGAUCCCAAAUCUUUAGGGAGCAACUCUACAGUAACGUCUCUGGACAGUUUGCAUAAACUUAUAAAACGUAUCCAAGCUCUUCCAUGUACGCUGGAUCUGCUGUCAUCACUACAGAUACUUCUGGAGCGGGCUGAAGCUUUACAGAAAGAGGCAAAGAAUUGCUUGAACUCUCUCCCAGACAGCGCACCUCAGAUGCGGGAAAUGUUAGACCGUUGCAAUGCUCUUGGUGUUCAAUUACCUGAAGCUAUACAGCUGGCAAGGCACUUGCGUCAAGGGCAGUGGUUAUCGCGGGUACAGGCAGCCCUUGUAGCAGGACGUCCAGGAACACUCCAAGAGAUGCGUUCAUUGUUACAAGAGGCUGAUGAAGUGGCGGAGAGCCCUGCGGUGGAGAAGGCUUGUAGUGAACUGCAGGAACUAAUCUCCAUUGCUCUCCGCUGGGAAGAAAAGGCUCAGAUGUGUUUAGAAGCAAGGCAUAAGCAUCCUCCUGCUACCCUUGAGGCAAUCAUUAAGGAAGCCGAGCACAUUCCAGUACAACUUCCUAAUACACUAAGCCUUAAAGAGGCCCUCUGCAAGGCCCGAGCCUGGAGUGCAGAUGUGGAGGAAAUUCAGAGUGGCGAUCACUAUCCCUGUCUUGAUGACCUAGAGGGUCUUGUUGCUGUGGGUCGGGACCUCCCUGUGAAAAUGGAUGAACUGCAUCAACUGGAAGUGCAAGUGGCUGCAGCUCAUUCCUGGCGGGACAAAGCGACAAAGACCUUCCUGAAGAAGAACUCCUGCUAUACUCUUCUAGAGGUGCUGUGCCCGAGUUCAGAUGUCUCCUCAGGUACUGGCAAGAGGUCCCAGUGGAGGAGGGAGAAGGAACAUGGCUUGUAUCGAUCUGAUAUAGAAAGUCUGGGGUUAUCAGCACAAGAUCUGCGGGAUCCUGGAUGCAUUGUCCUGGCCUUUAAAGAAGGGGAACAGAAGGAGAAAGCUGGCAUUCUCAGACUACGGACUAUGAAUUCCUCUCUGGAGAGAGGCUGUGUUUGUGUGUGCGGAGAGCCUCCAGGGGAGCUUAUGCUGCGUUGUGAGCUUUGUCAGGACAUGUUUCAUGGGCUGUGUGUACCUGGACCCAGACUGUUUUCUCACCGCGGACCGCACACGUCUCCAUCUCUGGCUUGGUGGGAAUGGGACAGUCGGUUUUUGUGUCCACUCUGUGUGCGUUCACGGCGGCCUCGGCUUCAGACUAUACUUUCUUUGUUGGUUGCUCUUCAGAAAUUGUCAGUGCGCUUACCAGAAGGAGAAGCGCUGCAGUGUUUAACGGAAAGAGCAAUGAGCUGGCAGGAUCGAGCUCGCAGAGUACUGGCUACACCAGAAAUAUCUAAUGCUGCUACAACCCUGGCAGAGAAAAGACAGCGGGUACUAAAUUAUAAGGACCCACAGGCCCUGAGGGAGACGACACGCAAUGAGCAGAAUCCUGUUCCCCAUGAAAAUGGAGAUGCUCAUUCAGAGAAUGGCGCUUGUGCAAUGCCAGAUCUAGAUGCCAUGGCAGCCCUGCUCCCUCGCAUUGACAGGACGUCGGUUCUGGAUAUCUCUAUAGGGUCUCGUACUCUGCUGGAGGACCUUAUGUUGGAAGGGGACCUACUUGAAGUCACGUUAGAAGAAGAGGAAGUCAGUAUUUGGAGGCUAAUACAAGCAUCACAGACACCGCCAGUGGAGAGGCUACGGGCGCUGAUAGAGAUAGAACGGUGUGAACGAAGAACCAGUCGGCUGAAAGGAAAAGACCCCGAAAAGAAGAAAAAGAGGAGGAGCGAGAGGGCAGAGGGGGGUUUCCUGCCCCCAACACUCCAGAAAGAGGAGCUGGGACCAAAGAGAAGCCGCAGUGACCGAUCUCAGGACGUGACGGCCGACAAGGAGAGUCCGAGGAAAGUCUGUGCUGAAAGUAAUCAGAAUGGAGAGCAGCGCUUGUGACAUUCAGCCUGGUGACCCGACACUAUACGAACUGGGACAGUAACACUCCCCACCAGACACGUGGUGUUUUAUUUUACCUCUCUGGAUGGUUAGAGGCGGCUGUAGGGGGUGUCGAGAUCCGAAAAACCCCUCUACCUCUUACACGGCAUUCUCUGUUCUACACAUACACUCGUCUCCUGGAGGGGGGAGGGGGAGUACUUCUUUCUGGGGGACACCUAGUGGAAACUGGUGCUACUUCCUCAAGACAGAUUGCAAAACUCUGCAUAACAAAAAGACUCUAGGAUCCGGAGAACGUCUCUGUCUCUUCUUGCUGAUGUCAAGCAAAAUAACUCCAGAUUUGGAGACGAUGCAAAUUCUGGCGAGUUUUAGUUUCUCCAUAGAUCCUGCAGGGUGGGGUCCGGCCCUGGCAAAGACGCAUGUGCAGGUCCGCUUCCCCCCCCCCCCCCCCCGGGACUGACGUCACACACGUAACGUGACCGAUACCAGCGUCUGGUGCUGCGUUGUGGGGGGUGCGAGGGACCUCUGUCAGUAAGGAAGCUAUAACAGUGGUUGGGGGUCGGGGGCACACCUUUUUUAUUUAUUCCCUUCUCCUUUUGUGGUUUAUAGUUUCACUAACUGCCCUGCUUCCCCUCCUGUUUCCCCCAGUAGUUCAGGAUCCAGGGCGCUCUGCACUUCCCAAUCCCCUGUAAAACAAUUGUUCACUUUGUUGAGAACACCUUUUGUUUAAAAAAAAUGGAAAAAAAAGAAUUUCUAGAAAAUGUUAACAAAAAAAAUUGAAAAAAAAAUCCCUGAAGUCUCCAUUCUGGAGAGUUAUCUUUUCUGACAAUGUAGAAAUAAAGGUUAGAGGUUUUUUUGGACUCUGUCUCCCCGUCUGCUUUGCCAGGCGAACUCCACAUUGUGUUUUAUACCUCAGUAUUGCAGAUUUAUUUUACCUAUAUGUUGAGCGGGCCUCUGGGACUUACUAGUGAGGGUUUUAUUUUCUCCUUCUCAUACGGAAAGAUUUAACUUAUUGUUCUUUGGAAGUAUUGUUUUUGUUAGGUUCAGUCACUUAUAGUUUCCUUUUUUUUUUUUUGUUUU
Molecule: messenger RNA, 6067 nt
Organism: Hyla sarda
Lineage: Eukaryota; Metazoa; Chordata; Amphibia; Anura; Hylidae
Gene: KDM5C
Product: lysine demethylase 5C
Exons: 28
Coding region: 491-4990 (1499 amino acids)
Biological process (GO): chromatin remodeling
Cellular component (GO): nucleus
Molecular function (GO): histone demethylase activity; DNA binding
Source: RefSeq, a predicted model, not a curated record